AUGGUCACCGAAGCAGACCUCAAGCCCUGGCUGCGCGCCCCAGUCCGGCGAUACAUCCUCACCAACGCCACCGUCGUCGAUGUCACGGACGGCUCCCUCCGCCCCAACGCAGCGGUCCAGAUCAAGGAUGGCCUCAUCGACGCCAUCAUCGACAGCACAGACUCGGCGGUCAGGUCUGCCCAGCAACAGGGCUUCGAGGUGAUCGACUGCGCAGGCAAGUUCAUCUGCCCGGGCCUCAUCGACGCCCACGUCCACCUCGUCGCUGUGCCGGGCUUCGGCGACCUCUCCAAGGCCUUUGGCAACGCCAACGACGUCUCGCUCCUCCGGCAGCCGUACGUGUGCGCGCAGAUGCUCCACCGGGGCUUCACGAGCGUGCGGGACUGCGGCGGCGCGCAGCAGGCGCUGAAGGAGGCCGUCGACGACGGCGUCUUCCCCGGCCCGAGGCUCUUCAUCGCGGGCCACGCGCUGUCGCAGGCCGGCGGCCACGGCGACAUCCGCGGCGUGCACGACCACAGCGAGUGCUGCGGCGGCUCGACCAACGGCCUCGGCAGGCUGUGCAACGGCGUGCCCGAGUGCAUGACGGCGGUGCGGGAGGAGAUCCGCGGCGGCGCCGACUUCAUCAAGAUCAUGGGCUCCGGCGGCGUGUCGACGCCGACGGACAGGAUCGACCACCUGCAGUUCACCGGCGCCGAGAUCCGGGCCAUGGUCGAGUGCGCCGCCAACGCGGGCACGUACGUCACGGCCCACGCCUACACGACCAGGGCCAUCCGGCACUGCAUCGACAACGGCGUCCGGGGCAUCGAGCACGGCAACUUUGUCGACGCACCCACGGCCAAGGUGAUGGCCGAGAGGGGGGUCUACCUGACGCCGACGCUCAUCACGUACGCCCAGAUGGCCUCGCCCAAGUGGAAGGGCUACCUGCCGCCCGAGUCCAUGUCCAAGAACGAGGAGGUGCUCCACGCGGGCCUCGUCGCUCUGAAGACGGCGUACGACGCCGGCGUCACCAUCUGCUUCGGCACCGACCUCCUCGGGCCGCUCGGCGCGGCGCAGUCCUUCGAGUUCACGCUGCGAGGAAGGGCGCUGCCGUCGCUCGCGGUCCUGCAGAGUGCCACCAUCCACCCGGCCAAGAUGGUCGGCAGGGAGGAUUCGCUGGGCCAGGUCCGGGUGGGAUUCGUGGCGGACCUCGUCAUCACCGAUGCCAACCCGGCCGAGGACGUGUCCAUCUUGGACGACCCGGAGGCUCACGUCCUCGGGGUCAUCAAGGAGGGGCGGGUUUACAAGAGCCGCUGGGACGGCAUGGUUGAGGAUGCUGCCGUGCCGGUCAGAAUCAAGCCGGCGUUAUAG
Molecule: messenger RNA, 1344 nt
Organism: Colletotrichum higginsianum IMI 349063
Lineage: Eukaryota; Fungi; Ascomycota; Sordariomycetes; Glomerellales; Glomerellaceae
Product: Amidohydrolase
Exons: 1
Coding region: 1-1344 (447 amino acids)
Molecular function (GO): hydrolase activity, acting on carbon-nitrogen (but not peptide) bonds
Source: RefSeq, a predicted model, not a curated record